Messenger RNA from Colletotrichum truncatum, 663 nucleotides. The record is from RefSeq and is a predicted model, not a curated record. Lineage: Eukaryota; Fungi; Ascomycota; Sordariomycetes; Glomerellales; Glomerellaceae.
AUGCCUAACCCGAAGGGCAACAAGGGCAAGAAGCGGCUCCCCCACGCCGACUGCCUCAUCCGCCACUAUCGCGCGGAAGGCCAUCUCUACCCCGAGGGAACCCCUCGCCCUUGCAGAGAGCGGGGCAGGGGUCCCGAAUACGAUAACCUCUUCUUCUGUUCGAGCUGCCGCGGCUGCCUCGACGGAAGCCACUUCCUCGACGACGACGGCAACCAUCCCUCCUACAAGUCCUGCGACGGCUGCCGCAACCGCAGCGUGACAAGAACCAAGAAGACGCCGGACGAAAAGGCCAAGGCCAAGACCCGCGGCAAGGCCGUCAAGAACCUCGACACCACGAGCAAAGUCACAAAGUCUCGCGGUCGCACCGGCGCUCUCUAUCAAGCUUCGACUCCGAAGCUCAUUCACGUUCUCGCGGCACAGAAGAGGAAGGAGGAGGCCAAGGCUGCUGCUGCUGCUUCCCGUGUUAAUAUUGGCAACUUCCUCACUGAGCCUGAUACAGACGACGAGACUUUGGACGAGGAGGAUCUGGAGGAUAUGGAAACGGAUGAGGAUGAGCACCCGUAUAACCCUGGUUAUCGCCGUACACCCGAUGAUGAGGAUGACAAGCCUGGUCAGGAUGGAACGAUGGGCGGCGGUCUCACUGGUACUCUCAUCGCUGCUUGA